CUUCAGCGCCCCGCCGGCCUCCCCAGGGCCCUCGUGGACGCGCCCGAGCGACCGGAGCUGCGAGGCCGGGCGGCAGCCGCACCGUCGGGGCCCGGGCCCCGCACCAGGCGCGCCUCGCGAACUCUCGUCUAGGACAAUCGUUUCUUUUUCGAAGAAGGCUUUUUCUUUUUUCUUUUGCGUUUUUGUUGACUUUUUUUGUCUUUUCUGGAGAAGGGAAUUUUGGGGAGGAAGGGGGAACAAGAGAAAGAAGCGCACUCCCCCUCCCCGACACCCCGGGACUUCAGGAAGAGGAGGAAAGCCCGGGGUCCAGGAUGGAUGUGGCGGACCCGCAGCAGCUGGGCAUGUUCACGGAGGGCGAGCUGAUGUCCGUGGGCAUGGACACGUUCAUCCACCGCAUCGACUCCACCGAGGUCAUCUACCAGCCCCGGCGCAAGCGGGCCAAGCUCAUCGGCAAGUACCUGAUGGGGGACCUGCUGGGCGAGGGCUCCUACGGCAAGGUGAAGGAGGUGCUGGACUCGGAGACGCUGUGCAGGCGGGCCGUCAAGAUCCUCAAGAAGAAGAAGUUGCGGAGGAUCCCCAACGGGGAGGCCAACGUCAAGAAGGAGAUCCAGCUGCUGAGGAGGUUACGGCACAGGAACGUCAUCCAGCUGGUGGACGUGCUGUACAACGAAGAGAAGCAGAAGAUGUAUAUGGUGAUGGAGUACUGCGUGUGCGGCAUGCAGGAGAUGCUGGACAGCGUGCCCGAGCGGCGCUUCCCCACGUGCCAGGCCCACGGGUACUUCUGCCAGCUUGUGGAUGGCCUGGAGUACCUGCACAGCCAGGGCAUUGUGCACAAGGACAUCAAGCCGGGCAACCUGCUGCUCACCACCAGCGGCACGCUCAAGAUCUCCGACCUGGGCGUGGCCGAGGCCCUGCACCCGUUUGCUGAGGACGACACCUGCCGGACGAGCCAGGGCUCCCCGGCAUUCCAGCCGCCCGAGAUCGCCAAUGGCCUGGACACCUUCUCUGGCUUCAAGGUGGACAUCUGGUCAGCUGGGGUCACGCUCUACAACAUCACGACGGGCCUGUACCCGUUCGAAGGGGACAACAUCUACAAGUUGUUUGAGAACAUCGGGAAGGGGGACUACACCAUCCCGGGCGACUGCGGCCCUCCGCUCUCGGACCUGCUGAGAGGGAUGCUGGAGUACGAGCCGGCCAAGAGGUUCUCCAUACAGCAGAUCCGGCAGCACAGCUGGUUCCGGAAGAAGCACCCACCAGCUGAGGAGCCAGUGCCCAUCCCGCCCAGCGCGGACUGCAAGGACCGCUGGCGCGGCAUGACGGUGGUGCCGUACUUGGAGGACCUGCACGGCUGCGCUGCCGACGCGGACGAGGACCUCUUUGACGUCGAGGAUGACAUCAUCUACACUCAGGACUUCACGGUGCCCGGUCCCAGAGGAGGAGACCGGUCAGAAUGGACAGAGCCGGGGCCUGCCCAAGGCCCUGUGCAUGAACGGCACGGAGUCGGCCCAGCUGAGCACCAAAUCGAAGGCGGAGCGCCGCGCCAGUGCUGCCUCCAACCCUGCCCGCAAGGCUUGCUCUGCCAGCAGCAAGAUCCGCCGGCUGUCGGCCUGCAAGCAGCAGUGAGUGCGGCUGUGCGCCCGCAGCCUGUCUCCAGGAGCCCCAGCCAGGUGCCAAGGCCCAGGUCCUCCUCAGUCUUCCCGCCAGCUGCUGGCCCGCCGCCUAGGAAGGCCGUCAUGCCCUCCCUGGGGACCACCUCGGGAAUCCAGGGGUCCUGGAGGGCGGCGCUGGGGGACAGCAGGGACUGGGGUCUGGCCCUCCCUCGCAGCCAAUGGACACGGCCCCCGUUGACUUUGCAAUCCUGUGCUGAGCCCCUCCCCCGGCCGGGAGGAGGGUGAGGGCCCGGCGGGGGCCUGGAAGCCUCGCCACGCACUUUACGUCCAGACUACUGGUUCCCGCCGCCCCCCUUCUCCGAGGGGCCACGGAGUGCCUCGGGCCGAGUGAUGUGUUCUGACGCACCCAGCCCCGCCGGAGCCAGGCAAAGAGCAGGCUUGUCCACCGGGAUGCAUGCCCAGCGCCCGGGGAGCCAGCGGCCACCUCGUUUUCGUUUGGUUCCUUUUUCCUUUUUUUUUUCUUUUUUAAGAAAAAAUAAAACAGGUGGAUUUGA
This is a messenger RNA of Equus caballus (horse), 2164 nucleotides long. It is a transcript of the gene STK11, whose product is annotated as serine/threonine kinase 11. The record is from RefSeq and is a predicted model, not a curated record. Gene Ontology annotation, cellular component: cytoplasm; nucleus. Gene Ontology annotation, molecular function: protein kinase activator activity; protein serine/threonine kinase activity; ATP binding. Gene Ontology annotation, biological process: regulation of cell growth; regulation of Wnt signaling pathway; protein phosphorylation. Lineage: Eukaryota; Metazoa; Chordata; Mammalia; Perissodactyla; Equidae.